CCUAGUAACCCUUGGUGGCGUCUUCAAAGAUAUCGCUAGCUAACUAACGUUAGCUGAAGCAACAUUAUGGGUCUCCUGUCCAUUCUACGGAAAUUAAAAAGUGCUCCGGACCAGGAGGUGCGCAUCCUGUUACUGGGGUUAGAUAAUGGAGGCAAAACCACUCUCCUCAAACAGCUGGCGUCAGAGGACAUUACCCACAUAACCCCAACACAGGGCUUCAACAUCAAGAGUGUGCAGUCCCAGGGCUUCAAGCUGAACGUUUGGGACAUUGGUGGUCAGCGUAAGAUUAGGCCUUACUGGAGAAACUACUUUGAAAACACAGAUGUGCUGAUUUAUGUAAUUGACAGUGCUGACAGAAAAAGAUUUGAAGAAACGGGACAGGAGCUGGCAGAGCUUCUGGAUGAAGAGAAGCUGAGUGGCGUCCCCAUUUUGAUCUUUGCCAAUAAGCAGGACCUGUUGACUGCUGCCCCGGCCUCUGAGAUUGCAGAGGGCCUGAACCUGCACACCAUCCGGGACCGCAUCUGGCAGAUCCAGUCCUGCUCAGCCCUCACUGGUGAGGGGGUGCAGGAUGGCAUGAACUGGGUUUGCAAGAAUGUCACCGCCAAGAAGAAGUAGUGACAGACAGUUUCCUGUGGACCGGUCAAAGAAUGUUGAAACACACACACACACACACACACACACACACUAAACAAACAAUAAGAACUCUGGGAGGAUCUCAGAGUGAACAGCUGCAGCUGAUCCCAGCUGAUGGAAUAUGACCUGUGCUGGUGCAGCAGCUGUGGACGCCCAGGGAAGAGGAAGUUGGCAGCUGUCUGACCCCUCCUGAACCCCCCCCCCCCC
Sardina pilchardus (European sardine) is the source of this 840-nucleotide messenger RNA. It is a transcript of the gene arl3a, whose product is annotated as ADP ribosylation factor like GTPase 3a. The coding region runs from base 67 to 615 and encodes 182 amino acids. Gene Ontology annotation, cellular component: microtubule cytoskeleton; cytoplasm. Gene Ontology annotation, molecular function: GTPase activity; GTP binding. Gene Ontology annotation, biological process: cilium assembly. NCBI's taxonomy places the organism in Eukaryota, Metazoa, Chordata, Actinopteri, Clupeiformes, Clupeidae. The record is from RefSeq and is a predicted model, not a curated record. The transcript has 6 exons.